AUGGCCGGAUACUUGCCGCCCUUCCUUGCCCGCCUCGCCCGGCCGUUCACCCAGUCAACGCGGUUAUCCAUCGCGUCCGACUCGACUGCCUCGCACGCACCCGGUGCCAUCCCCGAGGGCGCCCAGCGCUGCACCAUCGCCGCCGGCUGCUUCUGGGGCACCGAGCACCUCUACCGGCGCCAUUUUGCCGGCAAAGGGCUCCUCGACGCCAAGGUCGGCUACAUCGGUGGCACCCUAGACGAUCCCUCCUACCGCGCCGUAUGCAGCGGUACCAGCGGCCAUGCCGAGGCGGCGCAAAUCAUCUUCGACCCGACCCAAGUCUCGUACCGCCAGCUUAUCGAAUUCUUCUACAAGUUCCACGAUCCCACCACCCUCAACCGGCAGGGACCGGACGCCGGGCCCCAGUACCGAUCCGCCAUCUACUACCAUGACGCCGACCAGGAAAAGAUUGCGCGUGAGGUCACGCAGCAGGCAAACGAGCAGUGGUGGCGCGGCGGUGUCGUCACCGAGAUUGCCCCCGCUGGCAAGUGGUAUACCGCUGAGGAGUAUCACCAGCUGUAUCUGGACCGGAACCCGUCGGGGUACGAGUGCCCUAGCCACUUCUUACGCCCGUUUCCGCCCCUGCAUUGA
Drechmeria coniospora is the source of this 630-nucleotide messenger RNA. Its product is annotated as putative MXR1-responsible for the reduction of methionine sulfoxide. Bases 1 to 630 code for a protein of 209 amino acids. NCBI's taxonomy places the organism in Eukaryota, Fungi, Ascomycota, Sordariomycetes, Hypocreales, Ophiocordycipitaceae. The record is from RefSeq and is a predicted model, not a curated record. Gene Ontology annotation, molecular function: peptide-methionine (S)-S-oxide reductase activity. The transcript is spliced from 2 exons.